Diaporthe amygdali is the source of this 1914-nucleotide messenger RNA. RefSeq names its product Oxygen-dependent choline dehydrogenase. Gene Ontology annotation, molecular function: oxidoreductase activity, acting on CH-OH group of donors; flavin adenine dinucleotide binding. Lineage: Eukaryota; Fungi; Ascomycota; Sordariomycetes; Diaporthales; Diaporthaceae. The record is from RefSeq and is a predicted model, not a curated record. The transcript has a single exon. Bases 1 to 1914 code for a protein of 637 amino acids.
AUGAACGAUCCAGGCGAUGGUUUUGACUUCUUGAUAGUCGGAGGUGGAACCGCGGGUCUUGUUGUCGCAGCCCGUCUGACUGAGGAUCCCAAUGUUCGAGUCUGCGUCAUUGAAGCAGGGGCAUCCAAGUUGGGAGACCCCAAUGUCGAUAUGCCAGCGUCCGUGGGCAGGAUGCUCAAUAACCCCGACUAUGACUGGACCUUUCAUAGCACACCACAGGUGCGUAUUGAAGUUGUCGAGGGCCUGUUCGCCGAGUGUGUCAUAGAAACUGACAAACGGUUAAAGAGAGAGGCCAGAAACAGGGUGUUUCACUUGCCACGCGGGAAACUGCUUGGUGGCAGCAGCGCCAUCAACUUCACGACUUAUGUGCGGCCCUGUGCAAAGGACAUCGAUGAUUGGGUCUCAGAGUUGGGAAUAAAAGGCUGGUCGUUUGCCGACUUGCUGCCGUAUUUCAAACGUCAUGAGCAUCUAGAGGUAGAUCAGCCCAAUAUAGCGGAGCGCAACACAACGGAAUCCCCUCUGGAUCCCAAGCUUCACGGAGUGGAAGGGCCAAUUCACACAUCUCUGGCGACCUGGCAGAUACCAUUUGAGAAGCCCCUUCUUGAUGCUCUGGGUCAAGUGUCAGGCCAAUCUCCACCCCUCGAGCCGUACAACGGUAGUCAUCUCGGGUUUUACAGAUCAUUGCUCUCCAUAGAUCGCACGGGCAAGCCGAUCCGAAGCUACGCUGCAAAUGGGUUUCUAGCUCAUGCAGUCGAUCGCCCGAAUCUGUGCGUGCUCACCGACGCUAGGGCUGCUAGAAUUAUCCUGGCAACUGACUCCACUGGUGUGCCCGUGGCGCGAGGUGUGGAAAUACACCACCAAGGAACGAAGAGGGAAGUAUUCGCAAGCAAGGAGGUUAUCCUCAGCGCUGGGUCCUUCCAAUCCCCUCAGCUUCUCGAACUCUCUGGGAUCGGAGACCCGGAGACCCUUCAGGAAGCCCAGAUACCAUGUGUCCUGUCGAGUCCUCAUGUGGGCAACAACCUCCAGGAGAAGACCAUGUCGGCCGUUGUGUACGAGCUAGGCUCAGGGGAAAUAUCCUUGGACUCGGCCUUUUUGGAUCCAAGCCUCGGGGCCGAGCAUUUUCGUCUCUACAUGACUACAGGGUCUGGUGCCCUGUCGGGAACAGCCAACCUGAUGGGGUUUGUUCCUUUUGCCUCCCAAGUCAGUAACACCGUGUUGGAGAAGACCCUGGGCACCGUUGAGUCGAGCAGGCCGCGGGUGCCCCGAGAUGCUCUGUUCCAGGCGAAGCAAUACAAAGCCAUCACCAGCCGUCUCCGCGAUACAAACUCGGCCAGCAUCCAACUCCUCGGCUCCCCAGCCAAUUUCGACAUCGCACAAGGCCAUGCAGACUGCUCCAAGCUGGUCCACGGGCCACCUGCCGGAUCAAGCAGACCCUGCUACGCUCUGAUCGGCAGCAACAUGUACCCCCUCUCACGAGGCAGUGUCCACGUCCGCACCUCGGACCCGCUGGACGAACCGGCUAUUGACCCGGGGUUCUUCACACACCCCGCCGACGCACAUGUCCUCGCCGCGGCGGUGGCACUCGCCGAUCGCGUGCUUCGGUCGGAGCAGCUCAAGGGAAGGGUUGGGCGCCGUGUGGACCCUCCGCCUGAGGUUGACCUGCAGGACGCGGACACUGCACGGGAGUUCGUAAAGGACCGCAUUGUGACGUAUCACCACGCAUUGGGAACUUGCGCCAUGGGUCUCGUGGUGGACGAGAGGCUGCGUGUCAAGGGCACGCGCGGCCUGCGGAUCGUUGAUGCGAGCGUGUUGCCCAUGCAGGUCAGCGCUGCCAUCAUGGCGACUGUCUAUGCGGCUGCUGAGAAGGGCGCUGAUAUGAUCAGGGAGGAUCACGGCAUUCCCAUCCAAAACUGA